AUGGAGGCGGCCCACUCGGCGUUUGCUGCGCUGCACAUGCGCCGCCACAGCUUGCUGCUGUGGCUGGAUGUUCCGUGCGGCCUUGCUGCAGCAGAAGCAGCAGUGUUUGGGGCAGCAGCAGCAGCAGCAGUAGACGUGGCUGGAGAAAUGUCUCUAGAAAGCCUAGAUGACUGUGUGUCUGCUUCUCGCUGCUGCCGCUUGCUGCAGCAGCUGCUGCCUGUUGCUGCAGCAGACACCAAGCUGGUGGCCCUGGGAGCCCCCAGCUGGCUCUCGGGGCCCCCUCCUAAUAUCAGUGGCUGCGCAGCCCCCGCAGCAGACACCAAGCUGGUGGCCCUGGGAGCCCCCAGCUGGCUCUCGGGGCCCCCUCCUAAUAUCAGUGGCUGCGCAGCCCCGGUGCUGCUGCAGCAGCUGCAGCAGCGCGCAGCAGCAGUUAAGGAAGAAGUGCUGCAGCAGCUUCGCGGGGGCCACGCCGCGCUAGCAGCAGCAGCAGCAGCAGCAGCAGCAGCAGCAGCAGGUGAUUCCAAUCACGUGGCAGUCCCUGUGAAGUUUGACCGCGCCUGGGAGGAGGCCCACCGCUGGGUUGUGGCUGUGCAGCAGCAGCAGCAGCUGCAGCAGCUGCAGCAGCAGCAGCAGCAGGACCCCUGGCUAGUCAGAGAAGGAGUGCUAAAUGCAGAGGAGUGGCAAGAGGCGCAAAAGGCAGCUCUCAGUCUUCCUCCCUUCGUCCUUUUUGCUGCUCUCCUCGCAGCCUCCAGGCAGCAGCAACAGCAGCAGCAGCAGCAGCAGCAGCAGCAGAUGCAGCAGCAGACAGCCUCUCCUGGGCUUCUGGAGCUGACCACAGCAGAAACUGCCCAAGGGCUCGAGACAGUCCUCGGCCUUCCACGCCACCUAAGUUUGGCAGCUGCUUUGCUGCUGGACAUUCGCGGCGAGGGACUCAUCAGCUACACAGACUUUAGGAGGCUUCCUUCUUACCUGCAUGCAGCAGCGCUCAGAAGCGACGUGCUGCUGCUGCUGGCAGCAACUCGCAGACAGGGGCCCCUCCAGAGGGCCCUGCUGGGGCUGGCAGCCCCGGAGCAGAUUCCCCUUGCUGCUGCUGAGACGCACAAGGUGCUGCUGCGCCUGGGGAUGAGACCCGAGGCUGCUCGCGGGCUCCAGCUGCUGCUUCAGGCUGCUGGAAUGAGCUGCAAGUGCCGCAACAGCAGCAGCAGCAGCAGCAGCAGCAGCAGCAGCAGCAGCAGCAGCUUCCCUUCUCUCUCCAUGGUUCAGCAGUGGCUGCAUGCAGCGAAGCAGCUGGCCCCGCUGGUGCUGCAGGAUGUCUUUUGCUGCCUCUUUGCUUCUCAGCCCUUCUCCUCAGCAACUACAGCAGGCUCAGUUUCAGACGGCGGCUGGGGCGCCUGGGAAGGUUCCCGCGUUGCUGCCCUUAUCGAAGCAGCAGGACUCAGCUCAUUGGCGGCAUCUGCUUCUUCAAGUCCGUCGCACUGCAGCAGCAGCAGCAGCAGCAGCAGCAGCAAUGACAGCGAUGACCAGGUGGCGCUGCUGGACCCCUGUAGGAUCCGCAGCAGCUACAGAGCCUUUCAGCAGCAGCAGCAUGAGCUGCUGCUUCUCUUGCUGCGCUCCCUCCGCACAGCUAACCUCUCCAUUGAGGGUUUUUGCUGCAAGCGCCUGCUGCGGGCGCAGCAGCAGCAGCAGCAGCCUGCUGCUGCUGCUGCACAGGCACCUGAGGCAGCCGCUGCUUCGCUGCUUUGCCGCAUCAAAUACCACACAAUACCCUCUGCAGCAGCAGCAGCAGCACUACCUGCAGCAGCUGAUGUUUCCCGGUGGGUAUUUGUAGAAGAAUGCUCGUUGCUGCUGCUGCCUACCCUGGGCAGCAGCAGCAACGGCGCUGCUGUCGCUGCUGUCGCCUCAGCUUUGCAUUUGCUGUUUGAUGCAGCAGACCCCAAAGCCAGGGGAAGUGUCUCUGCUGCUGCACUGCAGCAGCUGCUGCAGGACGCUGAGCUGCUGCAGCUGCAGCGGGACAGCCGAGCCCUCGUGGCGCUGCGACGGCUUGAAGCCCAGCACGCCCCGCAGCAGCAGCAGCAGCAGCAGCAGCAGCAGGAUUUGACAUUAAGCAGUGGGGUCUUUGAGCUAGCAGAGCUGCUGAACGAGUCCUCAGCAGCAAAGGCGGAGCGACAGCAGCAGCAGCAGCAGCAGCAGCAGCAGCAGCGGCUGAGUGCAGCAGCUCUCCGCUUCCACCCCGCGCUGCAGCGGCUGCGGGAGAAGAUGCUGACGAGCAGCUGGACCUUCGCAGAUUUGUGCAUACACCUGGGCUGCAGCGCGUCUGCUGCUCGCUCAUUGACUUGCAGCAGCAGCAGCAGCAGCAGCAGCAGCAGCAGCAGGAAGGGACUCUCUUUGUAUAGGACAGCUUUCCGCCGCUCUGCUGCAGUCCGGGCGGCUCUGGUCAGCAGCGCAGCAGCAGAUGAUUUGUUUGAUCGCCUGGCAGUGCCUGAAGAGGCUGAGCCCCGUGCUGCAGCAGCACGAGCCGGCAGCAGCAGCAGCAGCAAGAAGCAGCAGCUGCUGCAGGAGCAGCAGGAACGCUUCAGCCUCCCCCUGCUGCACGUAGAAGACCUUCUUGCUGCACUUGCUUCUCAGAAGCAAUUCUGGGGCGUCUGCAGCAGCGCGGCCUGCCGAGUCAUGUUUUUGCUGCUGCGGCAGCGCCUGGCUUCCAUUCAGCAGCAGCAGCAGCAGCAGCAGCAGCAGCAGCAGCAGCAGCAGCAGCAGCAAAGGCAGCAAGAAGGAGCCCCUCGCACGGAAGCCGAAUUGCUGGCAGAUCUACUCGUCGCCACUGAGCACGCAUCCAGGAACCUCCCUCACUAUCAGCAGCAGCAAGCAGCAGCAGAAGCAGCAGCAGCAGCUGCUGCAGCAACAGCAGCCGAAGGACAGGCACUGGUGUCGCGCCUAGUAUUGCAGCAGACAGCAGCAGAUAUUGCAGAAGGGCUUCUAAUUGCUGCUGACCUUGAUGCCCUCGCUGACUGGUGUGGAAAAGACCAGGGCCUUCCUGAGGGCGUUUGUGAUGCUUCGAUGGUUUUCCGGGCGAUGGAAGAUGCAGCAAGCCGCACCAGCAGCAAGCAGCAGCAGCUGCUGCAGUGCCUUGCAUCUGAAGCACUUGCUGCAGCAGCAGCAGCACAGGGGAGGGGCUUCCAGCAGGGAGCCAGAGCCCUCACUGUGGGUGAAGUGGCAGCAGCACUUGAAGCGCGGGGUCACAGAGUCUUUUCUUCAGAAUUGCUGCUGCUGCUGACAUCCCUGCUGCCGCAGCAGCAGCAGCAGCAGCAGCAGCAGCAGCAGCGGCUGCUGUUUGACUUGCAGCAGGGAUUGUUGUACGUCGAGCCUCUGCAGGCUGCGCUGCAGGGCCAAUUGUCUCCAGGUGAAGCUGCUGCCAGUAGCAGCAGCAGCAGCAAGGGCAGCAGCCAGGGUGCUGCUACAAAGCCAUGCGCUGAGCUGCUGCUGCAGCUGCUGCUGCUGCGCAUGCGUGCUGCUGCUGCGCUGCAUUCCCUUGAUGCUGUGCAGCUGUUCGCUGCAGUUUGCAGCAGCAACACAGACAGCCCCACAGCAGCAGAUUGGCAUGCAGCGAUUCGGGCCUCACUGCCAGAGAGUGGAGAGAGCUGCUGCUGCUGCUGCUGCAGCAAGAGCUGCAGCAACAGCAGCAAAGAUUGCCAGUGCGUGGAGUCUACAGUUGCUCGUUUGCUGCUGCUGGUUCAGAGUCCCCAGGAUCUGGGGGAACUGCUGCUGCUGCAGCUGCCGCUGCUGCAGCAGCAGCUGCCAGCGCUCUUCCUGGGCCCCGGAUCAGAGCAGCAGCAUCAGCUGCUGCAGCAGCUACAGAACCUCAGCCAGCAGCAGCUGCUGCAGAAGGUGCAGCAGCUGCAGCAGCAGACAGGGGGUCGGGUGACCGCUAGGGAGUUCAAGGAAUUCUUUUCCCGCAGGGGCAUCGGCGCAGCAGCAGACCUCUGGCUGCUGCUGCUGCAGCAGCAGCAGCAGCAGCAACGGGAAGGAGAAAGUGCGGAUGAGCAAGAAGUAAGCAUAUCGUUCCAGAUGUCACAUAUUGCUGAAGCAGAAGCUGCGAAUGGCUGCACUGCUGCUGCUGCUGCUGCUGCUGCUGGCCCUCCUGCGAGGUUGUGUCACCCUGCUGCUGCUGUUGCUGCUGCUGCUGCUGCUGCUGCUGCUGCAGAUAUCGCUCGCUGCAUGCGUGGAGCUGCUCGCCCUUUUUUUGGACGAAACACAGCUAUGUGGGGAGACAGUCGUCGUCGUUGA
Messenger RNA from Eimeria necatrix, 4281 nucleotides. RefSeq lists its product as hypothetical. The transcript has 6 exons. Gene Ontology annotation, biological process: regulation of transcription by RNA polymerase II. Bases 1 to 4281 code for a protein of 1426 amino acids. Lineage: Eukaryota; Apicomplexa; Conoidasida; Eucoccidiorida; Eimeriidae. The record is from RefSeq and is a predicted model, not a curated record. Gene Ontology annotation, cellular component: mediator complex. Gene Ontology annotation, molecular function: transcription coactivator activity.